This is a messenger RNA of Entrophospora sp. SA101, 636 nucleotides long. The record is from the annotation of a GenBank genome assembly. NCBI's taxonomy places the organism in Eukaryota, Fungi, Glomeromycota, Glomeromycetes, Entrophosporales, Entrophosporaceae.
AUGGAUAAUGAAGGAAGAUCUUGUGUUUAUGGAUUAAGACAUCAAGCAAGAUGUCUUACAGCAGUUGUUUCUGAUACAGAACAUAAUAAGUUUUUGUUUAACGAAGAUGAAUUUGAAUUGACGAGCAGUGUUUAUCAACAUCCAGAGGAAAUAUGGGAUAUUGCCACAUGUCCAAGUGAUAUUGUGAUGAAGUCAGUUCAAUCUAAAGCGACAUUGUGGAGAUUUGGUGAUGCUAAAAGUGAAGAAGUAAAUUUAGAAGAUGAAUCACACAGUUCAAGAACUCUAAUUGGAUCGUAUUUACCAUUAGAACCUGUUAUGGAAGUUGGAAUAGACGAUAAUAUUAAAAAAAUUUUAUGGGAUCCAACAAAGAAAUAUUUAAAUCAUUUUAUAUCUAUUCAUGAUUUUGCUAUAAAUAUUUGGACAUUUGAUGAUCAGCAAUUAUCAUCCGCAAAGUUGUCAAAUAAAAUAAACUUUUCAUCGGAAUCAGGACCUUUGUCAUCAUUGACAACGGGUGCAUGGAAUCCAAAUCAACCAGAAAUUGCAAUUGCUAAAGAAUGCUCAAUACAAGGCUGGGAUAUCAGAUCUCAAAGGCAUUUAUUUAUAAUUAUAAUAGUAAUAUUCGAUGAUAAUAGUUGA